Messenger RNA from Aureobasidium uvarum, 1611 nucleotides. The record is from the annotation of a GenBank genome assembly. NCBI's taxonomy places the organism in Eukaryota, Fungi, Ascomycota, Dothideomycetes, Dothideales, Saccotheciaceae.
AUGGAAUUACCAAACGCCAUCCCUUAUGCAUUCCGGUUCCGUCCAGAGUCGACUGCAUUGGUCAUUAUUGACAUGCAGCGAGACUUUCUCGAGCCUGAAGGAUUUGGCAGCAUUCAAUGCGGCGACGACGAGGUGUUCAGCAGCGUCCGUGGAAUUGUUCCUGUGGUCCAGCGAGUCUUGGAAGCGUCCCGGAAGCUAGGACUCUAUGUUAUGCAUACUCGAGAGGGACAUCUCCCGGAUCUAUCAGAUCUACCCGCGUCUAAACGCCUUAGACAGACGGCUGCCCCCAACGGUCACCAUACAAUCGGUAUCGGAGAGCCAGGACCUAUGGGUCGAUUGCUUGUCAGAGGUGAGUAUGGCCACGAUAUCAUCGACGAGCUCAGGCCACUGCCAGACGAAGUCGUCAUCGACAAGCCUGGCAAAGGAUCGUUCUGGAAUACAGGCUUCCACCGAGCUCUGUUGAAUCGAGGCAUUACACAUCUGCUGCUUGCUGGCGUGACUACCGACGCCAACGAUACGAUCUGUGCGUAUGAUGGCCUUUUCGGUUAUGUUGGUACAUCUCCAGAUCUCGUCAAGCUGUGCGAAUCACAAAGUUCGCCUGCCUCUGCUGAUCGAGCGGCUGCUCAAGAAGACUUGUCAAUAAUAGCCCUGGCACGAUCUUACCGUGAUGGCACAACAACACCAGUGGACGUUGCUCAUGUCGUUGCUGAAAACAUACUCGAGUGUCGUCAUGAGAGUCUCGACGCGAUAGCUGAUUCCAAAGAGCUGGAUAUUCUUCUCCACGAAGCCGAGACCUUGCAACAAAAGUCUGCCAGUAAACCAUGGCCGUCGCUUUAUGGUAUCCCAUUCACCACUAGCCGAGAUGUCGAUGAUACAACGGUCAAGGCUCUGAUCAGUGCUGGAGCUUUACACAUAAGGGGUCCGCCGGAACCUCUGGCCUCAGUAGCUGCUCGAAUGGUCUCAUUUGCUUUAGACAGUAAUCCGUCGAGCAUUUCUCAAGCUAGGACGUCUGAUAGCGUCGUUGUUUUCCAGCCCACUCCUGUUGAUGACAGAUUCUCGAUUGACCAGGACUCCGGAUCAACAGCGAUCGUUGCUCAAUCUGUUCAAGAGGCGCGUAAGGUUUGGCUGGCCAUCGAGCAGCACCUCAAUCGCCUCGAAAAUACCUCUGCCAUAUCUCGUAAAGUGGAAAACUCAUGGGUAUGGCAUGUCGACUUCCGCGGUCCUAAGAAUGGUGGCUUUGUGUUUGGCAUACCAAGAACAUCGAGGACCAAUAUUUGGUGCUCUGAUGCUUCAAAUCACAAUAUCCAAGCUGUUAAGCGGCUACAAGCAGCCGGCGGACAAGCUGAAGAGAUUGACUGGAAUAUAUUCGACCAAGUCAAAGAAGUCACCCUGGGUCUAACUUUAUUAGCUGCUGCAGAGACUGUCAGUAUGAAAGCAGUAUUGGAACUUCAAGCCAAGCAUGCGAAGCUGUCUAGACAAGCGACAAAAGUCCUUGAGACUGUCGACGUCUUGCUUGUCUCCAUGACAGCAUGUUUAUGUCACACGGCAUCAGAACGUCCGGAGCAAAGCCGCUAUCUCUUCGACACUAUGAAGACAUUAGUGCUACACUGA